UAUUCCUCUUUCUCGGUUCGCUGCAUCUCGUCUUCCUAUUGUUUUCUUCUCCUCCGGUCACCGUUUUCUACCGGCCUGCCAUUCCACUGCGAGUAAGCUCGAUUCUCUCCCCGACGUUCUGGAUCUCAUGGUCGAAGGGGGCGAGAUGAAGAACUCGGUGUCGGAUCGGAAUCUGUUCAUUGAGAGCGAGGAUGAGGAGGACGAUGGAGUCGACCAGGGCGAAGUGCGAAAAGCGCGGCCCUCGGCCGCCGGAGACGACUCCGACGGCUCCGAUUUGUCUUCCGAGGACGGGGAUAGCGCGCCGCGUAGCAGGCCCGGCUCUUACUCCACCAAUUGGCCCCAGAGUUACAGGCAAUCCAUGGACAUGUAUGGUAGCAUAUCAUCACCAAACAUAGGAUUCUUGGGGACUCCAACUCUUAGCAGAUUAUCUAGCUCCUUCAUUUCUUCUUCAUUUCGGUCUGCCAAACACACACCGGAAAUCGUUGCAUCACUAAUAAAGCCUUUGUUACCCACCACUGUAGUCGAUCAGCAAAAACAACAACAUGUUGAAGCAGAAACAAGGCGGAGCUCACACUCAUUGCUAUUGCCCUCAAGGAAGCCAUCCUUGGCAAAGAUACAAGAGAAGGCCUCUCACGAAUUUCCUAUCUCCAAAAAUUGUUCCUAUGGACAGUCAGUGUUCAAUGGAAUUAACGUACUAUGUGGUGUUGGGAUCCUUUCGACUCCUUAUGCUGUCAAAGAAGGGGGAUGGUUUGGCCUGUCCAUACUGUUAACAUUUUCUGUACUGGCCUGGUAUACUGGCAUUCUGCUGCGCUACUGCUUGGACAGUGAGGAAGGACUUGAGACAUAUCCUGAUAUCGGACAGGCAGCCUUUGGCAUGAUAGGCCGCUUUGUCAUCUCUAUAAUUCUAUAUCUGGAGUUGUACGCUUGCUGUGUUGAGUAUAUUAUACUAGAGAGGGAUAACUUAUCAUCAUUGUUUCCAAAUGCACAAUUGGAUCUAGGCGGACUACAUAUGGACUCUCAUCUUUUCUUUGCCAUUUUAACCACUCUUCUUGUUCUUCCCACAACUUGGCUUCGAGAUUUAAGUUUUCUUAGUUAUCUAUCAGUUGCGGGAGUCAUUGCGUCAGUGUUAGCAGUCCUAUGCUUAUUUUGGGUGGGUGCAUUUGAUAAAGUUGGUUUUGAAAAUACUGGAACUCCACUAAAUCUGCAAGGUAUUCCAAUUUCAAUUGGCAUAUAUGGCUACUGCUAUAAUGGUCAUGCUGUUUUCCCAAACAUAUAUUCCUCACUGAAGAAACCUAGUCAAUUCCCAAUGAUUCUCUUUACAUGUUUUGCAAUUUGCACGAUGAUGUUUGUGGGGGCUGCUGUUGCUGGCUAUGCUAUGUUUGGAGAGUCAACUACAUCACAGUUCACCCUAAACAUGCCACAGAAUCUUAUGGCUUCCAAAAUUGCUGUGUGGACAACGGUGGUGAAUCCAAUUACUAAAUAUGCAUUAACUCUUACUCCUCUGGCUAUGAGUUUGGAAGAGUUGAUUCCAUCGCGCCAUAUGAAGACACAUUUAUAUCCAAUUAUGAUAAGAACAACACUAGUUCUUUCUACCCUGUGUGUGGCGCUCUCUAUCCCUUUCUUUGGAUUGGUGAUGGCUUUGAUUGGGUCUUUGCUCACCAUGCUUGUAUCUUUGAUUCUUCCUUGCGUUUGCUUUUUGAGCAUUCUACGCGACAAAGUCACAAGGAUUCAGGGUUUGCUGUGCAUUUUCAUCAUCACAAUUGGAGCGGUUUCUUCCGUUUGUGGUACCAUCUCAUCCGUCUCAAAGAUCAUCGACAAAUUAAAUCAAUGAUAUGCCUCCAAACAAAUUUGUUGUUCCUUGUUCCUCGUUGUUUUAAAUUUUAUUUAAUAAGUUUUGAUUUCAUUUACAAUUCCACAUAACUGAAUAUUUAUUGAGCUAUGAGCUACAUUGAAUGCAAAAUAAUAAAAUGUGUUUCACUAUCUAUUCAA
Molecule: messenger RNA, 1989 nt
Organism: Zingiber officinale
Lineage: Eukaryota; Viridiplantae; Streptophyta; Magnoliopsida; Zingiberales; Zingiberaceae
Product: amino acid transporter AVT1C-like
Exons: 13
Coding region: 128-1831 (567 amino acids)
Cellular component (GO): plasma membrane
Source: RefSeq, a predicted model, not a curated record